Messenger RNA from Symphalangus syndactylus (siamang), 2971 nucleotides. RefSeq names its product FERRY endosomal RAB5 effector complex subunit 3 (gene FERRY3). The record is from RefSeq and is a predicted model, not a curated record. Gene Ontology annotation, biological process: regulation of mast cell degranulation. Gene Ontology annotation, cellular component: cytoplasm. NCBI's taxonomy places the organism in Eukaryota, Metazoa, Chordata, Mammalia, Primates, Hylobatidae.
UUGUCUCUGCAUUUUCGUCACAACGGCGGGUUUGCGCUGUUUCUGAAAUAUAGAAUAACAGUAGAAAUACACCUUAUUGCACUUUUCAAAUGGUUAAGUUGAAACAGGUUGGGAUAUGGGGCACUUGGACUGAGAAAUUUUCUAUGAGAUGCCAGGAAAUAGAAAAGGAUGUGGCGAAUCUGUGGUCGCGGAUCCGCGGGCUGGAAAAAGUAAGUGGGCAAGCCAGCUGGUUUCCCAGUGCAGGAAGCGCUGACAGCUCGAGUGAGCGGACUGCUGAGGGCCUUCGGAACUAGGUGAGAAAUCCUGUCAAAGAAUAUGAAGAAAAACAAAGAAAGAUUCUGCAAUAGAGAGAGAGAAUUUGUAUAUAAAUUUAAAGUAGGAAGUCAGUGCUUGGAACUGAGAGUGCCACUCAGAUUUCCUGUUCAAGAGAAUGCCAGUCAUUUACAUGGACGUCUGAUGCUGCUGCACAGUUUACCGUGCUUUAUAGAAAAAGACUUAAAAGAAGCUCUGACUCAGUUUAUAGAAGAACAAUCCCUGAGCGAUUAUGAUAGAGAUGCUGAAGCAUCCCUGGAAGCUGUGAAAUCAGGUGAAGUAGAUUUACAUCAGCUGGCGAGUACGUGGGCCAAAGCUUAUGCUGAGACCACAUUAGAGCAUGCAAGGCCUGAAGAACCCAGCUGGGAUGAAGAUUUUGCAGAUGUUUACCAUGACUUAAUUCAUUCUCCUGCCUCUGAAACCCUCUUAAAUUUGGAACAUAAUUACUUCGUUAGUAUCUCGGAACUGAUUGGUGAAAGAGAUGUGGAGCUGAAAAAAUUACGAGAGAGACAAGGUAUUGAAAUGGAAAAAGUGAUGCAGGAAUUGGGAAAAUCACUGACAGAUCAAGAUGUAAAUUCACUGGCUGCUCAGCAUUUUGAAUCCCAGCAAGACCUAGAAAAUAAAUGGUCAAAUGAAUUAAAACAAUCAACUGCCAUCCAAAAACAAGAGUAUCAAGAAUGGGUAAUAAAACUUCACCAAGACCUAAAAAACCCCAACAACAGCUCCCUUAGUGAGGAAAUUAAAGUUCAGCCAAGUCAGUUCAGAGAAUCUGUAGAAGCAAUUGGAAGGAUUUAUGAGGAACAGAGAAAGUUAGAAGAAAGUUUUACCAUUCACUUAGGAGCCCAGUUGAAGACCAUGCAUAAUUUGAGAUUGCUGAGAGCAGAUAUGCUGGACUUCUGUAAGCAUAAAAGAAAUCAUCGAAGUGGUGUGAAACUUCAUCGGCUCCAAACAGCUCUGUCACUUUAUUCUACGUCUCUCUGUGGCCUGGUUUUACUAGUAGAUAAUAGAAUUAAUUCAUAUAGUGGUAUUAAAAGAGAUUUUGCCACAGUUUGCCAAGAAUGCACUGACUUCCAUUUCCCCCGAAUUGAAGAGCAAUUAGAAGUUGUCCAACAGGUGGUACUUUAUGCUAGAACCCAGCGCAGGAGUAAGUUGAAAGAAUCACUUGAUUCUGGAAACCAAAAUGGAGGAAAUGAUGAUAAGACUAAGAAUGCUGAGAGGAACUAUUUAAAUGUUUUACCUGGGGAAUUUUAUAUUACACGGCAUUCUAACCUCUCAGAAAUCCAUGUUGCUUUCCAUCUUUGUGUGGAUGACCAUGUGAAAUCGGGAAACAUCACUGCUCGUGAUCCUGCCAUUAUGGGACUCCGAAAUAUACUCAAAGUUUGCUGUACCCAUGACAUCACAACAAUAAGCAUUCCUCUCUUGCUGGUACAUGAUAUGUCAGAGGAAAUGACUAUACCCUGGUGCUUAAGGAGAGCGGAACUUGUGUUCAAGUGUGUCAAAGGUUUCAUGAUGGAAAUGGCUUCAUGGGAUGGAGGAAUUUCUAGGACAGUGCAAUUUCUAGUACCACAGAGUAUUUCUGAAGAAAUGUUUUAUCAACUUAGUAACAUGCUUCCCCAGAUCUUCCGAGUAUCAUCAACGCUCACUCUGACAUCCAAGCACUAAACCCUUAUAGAUUGACCUGCUGGCAGAAGAUGAUUGUUAAACUCUCCAGGAACUUGUGCUAUGCUGGGAAUCUGUCAAGCAAAAGAUGCCCAGAAAGACAACUUGCAACUCAAUCCACAAAUCAAGAUACAUGUCUGUGAAACCAUUCCAAAAAUUUAUAUACUGCACAAACUAGUGAUCAACCCCUAACUUAAACACUUAAAGUCUAUGAAUUUCUUUUUUCUUCUCUGUGUUACCUGUGAAUAUUAGUAAUCUAAAACUUUUUAUUUAUCACACAUGGACACUUGCGAAAGGAAACUUGAUUAUAUUUACAUGGAGGCAUUUGACUUUUUCAAGAGGCUUGACUCGUCUCAGGUGCAAGCCUUAAUUAAACAUACAAACAAAAUCUUCCUUUUACUUUAUUUGCCAAAACAAAAUUUAAAAGCACUGAAAUAUACAUUGCAAGUACAAAUUUCCUGUGAAAAUCUUUUUAUAGAAACACAAAUGUAUAAGACAAAUGUGCUUAUUCUUUUAAAUUCUCCUGUUUCAGAAUCCUCUUUUUAAUCUACUCCUUCUGAGGCUGUACAAGUUAGAGUCAGAGGAUGUUUUGGAUUUUUUCCCUCUCUCUCAUCCUCCCUCUGUGACCUUGCACUUGCAUAUUAAUAACAUUUCAUGGACUAGGAAAUAGUGUUCUUUUUUGCAAGCUUGAUGUCAAGUUAGUCUAAACCAGCACCUGGCAGUAUUUUAGGGCUCAUCAACAUUGUGACAAUCAGACAAGGAAGAUCAUUUUUAUAUUUCUCUCCUCCCUGCGUUCUCAGCUUGCUUAACCAUUCCUCUACCUCUUGCAUUUCUUUGCGGAUAAAUGUAUCCCCAUUUCUGCUUCUCUGUUUCCCCUCCUUUUCCAUUGUUUUUCCUUAUGGUACUACUUUCUCAGGUGCCACGUAUCAUGUAUUUGUCCCAUCUAUAACAUAUUUGCUAUGAGUAGUAACUCCAUUAAACAAAGGCAUUUACAAAAGCA